This is a messenger RNA of Aspergillus versicolor CBS 583.65, 714 nucleotides long. Its product is annotated as GNAT family N-acetyltransferase. Gene Ontology annotation, molecular function: acyltransferase activity, transferring groups other than amino-acyl groups. The record is from RefSeq and is a predicted model, not a curated record. The transcript has a single exon. Lineage: Eukaryota; Fungi; Ascomycota; Eurotiomycetes; Eurotiales; Aspergillaceae. The coding region runs from base 1 to 714 and encodes 237 amino acids.
AUGAUAUCUAGCGCUGAGUACAACUACAGCUCCUUCCGCAUCUCCAAGACAGAGAAUCUCCUUGACUCAGCCCAUCGAUACAAAGAACAGCGUCUCCAAGCUCUGAAACUCUCUCCUUCUUCUUUUGCUUCAUCCUACGAGCUCGAAUCCACUUUUACCGACGAAUAUUGGAUCUCACGUUUGACGCAACCCGAACGAGAGACAUUCAUCUGCGCCGGUACUCGAAUUCCAGAGUCUGAUGAUGCCGUCGAUCAUUUCGAGCCUGAAUGGGUGGCGCAGGUAACAUUCCUAGGACCCCAAAGCAAAGAACAUUUCGCGCUCUCGUCAGAAUCCGAUCUGGAAGAUACAGAUACGAGUGAAAAUGAUGUAGGGGAACGAUGGCAGAUGCUGGGCCUUUUCAACCAUCCUGCGCAUCGAGGAAAGGGCAUCGCCAAGGCCUUGACGCGGACUGCUCUGAAUUGCCUCAUUUCGCACCGAUGCGAACCGAACAAUGUUCUUGUGCGUCUCAUGGUUAAGCCUGGGAUGCAAGCUACGAUUGAGUUCUACCGGCAGCUUGGGUUUGUGGAGGUGGGAAGAGGUACCCUUGCAGCAGCUUUAAUUGCGAAUGGGGAUCGGGAGCUUCUACCGGAAGGCUAUGAGAGACAAGAAAAAUAUACUGCUUGUACCAGUCAUGUUAUGGAACAGCGGUUCUGGAGGAAUGCUAAUAAAACAUGA